Molecule: messenger RNA, 3498 nt
Organism: Ruditapes philippinarum (Manila clam)
Lineage: Eukaryota; Metazoa; Mollusca; Bivalvia; Venerida; Veneridae
Product: scavenger receptor cysteine-rich domain superfamily protein-like
Exons: 22
Coding region: 1-3342 (1113 amino acids)
Biological process (GO): homophilic cell-cell adhesion
Cellular component (GO): plasma membrane
Molecular function (GO): calcium ion binding
Source: RefSeq, a predicted model, not a curated record
AUGGACACCUGGAAUUUAAUUGUGUUAAUUUGGUUCUGUGGAAGCUCCUGCUACCAUUGUUACGGUGAAAAUAAUGUCACUGAAAUAAAAGUCAGGUUAGUUGGCGGACGUUCAAUCUUUGAAGGACGUGUGGAAGUUUAUUAUAACAACACGUGGGGAACAGUUUGUGAUGACCUCUUCGAUUACCGUGAUGCUCAGGUUUUCUGUUACAUGCUCGGGUAUGAAAGAUUAGGAGCACAGGCUAAGCGUGAGGCAUAUUUUGGGAAAGGAAAUAUAACAAUCUGGCUUGAUGAUCUUCGAUGUAAUGGAACAGAAAUAUCGGUCGACCACUGUGGAAAAUACAGGGGACUUUGGGGUUCCCAUAAUUGUGCGCAUAGAGAAGAUGCCGGAAUAGUUUGCCAACCAAAAAUACGUUUGACUGGGGGCAAAACAAAAAACGUUGGUCGUGUUGAAAUACAUUACUUGUCUAUAUGGCGAACUGUUUGUCAUGAUAAUUUUAGUAAUGCAGAUGCCCAAGUAUUUUGCAGUAUGCUUGGAUAUGAAAGAUAUGGUGCGGAAGUUUUUGCUGGGAGCAAUUCAUUUGGCAACGCUAGUGAAGCUGUGUGGUUAGAUGUUCGCCUUAUCGGAGGUUUAGUGGAAUACGAAGGGCUUGUUGAAAUUUUCGAUUCAGAUGAUUGGAGAACUGUCUGUAGCGAUGGAUUUACCAAUGAAGAUGCGCAAGUUUUAUGUCACAUGCUAGGCUUUCCAAGAGAAGAUGCAAUCGCGUAUAAGAAUGCAUACUUUGGCCAGGGUGCAGGUGACCUCUGGUUUGGAAGUAUGGGCUGUAGUGGGCAUGAACUUUCACGUGCAGAUUGUAAAGGCAAUCUUUUCGGUUUCAAUAACUGUAGUCACAGCCUUGAUGCAGGCAUAAGAUGUAAACCAAGGGUUCGCUUAGUUGAUGGGAUAACAGAGAACGAUGGUCGGGUGGAAGUUUAUCACUCUGGAAUAUGGGGAACAGUGUGCGAUGAUAAUUUCGAUUCUUUGAAUGUCCAAGUACUUUGUUUUAUGCUGGGAUACGACAGGAGUGGUGGAGUAUUUUAUGAACAGUACUCUAACCCUGGUAACGGUACAAUAUGGUUAGACGAUCUUGAAUGUACUGGACAGGAAACAUCCAUUGAUGAAUGUGACAAAAAGGGAAAUAUUUGGGGAUCUCAUAAUUGUCACCAUGAAGAAGAUGUAGGGAUUAAGUGUCGAACAAAAUCUGGUUGUACAGUGUUAUCCAUUCCAGAGAACGGAAAUUACUCAAGCACAUUAUGUUCCUCAAAUAUAUCAUCAGUUGGAACUCAUUGCAUAUUGUUAUGUCACGACGGUUUCAAACCUCUUAGCGAAAACAUAACAACUUGUUUAGGAACUGGACUUUGGAACGUAUCUGAUAUUUUUAUGACUUGUAUAGAUAUUGAUGAAUGUGAAAAUGACUCAGCAGACGACGUAUGCACUCAAAAUUGUCGAAACACAGAAGGGUCAUAUGAUUGUUACUGCAACGAAGGGUAUAUAAUAGGAGAAGACAACGCGACAUGCAAUGAUAUAAACGAAUGUAACACAGACAACGGCGGGUGCAGCCACACGUGUACAAACAAGCUUGGGUCGUUUGUUUGUAACUGCUUUGAUGGAUAUUCUCUCGAAAAUGAUAACAUUUCAUGCAAAGAUUUAAACGAAUGCAAUAUUCGAAAUGGCGAUUGUAAUCAGAUAUGUAUCAACGAGGACGGAUCGUACAAGUGCGAUUGUAACUCUGGCUAUUAUAUGACGUCAGAUAAUCUAACAUGUGAAAAUGAAUGCAACCGUAAUAAUGGCGGAUGUGAUCACGAAUGUAGCAAUGCAAAUGGAACAUUUUCAUGCAGUUGCUAUCGUGGUUAUUUGUUGCAGAGUAAUAACAAAUCUUGUGACGAUAUCAAUGAAUGUAGCACGAACAAUGGAGAAUGCGAACAUGUGUGUAUUAAUACUAAUGGCGCACAUGAAUGUAGCUGUGCGACUGGUUUUAUAUUACAAAAUGAUACGUACUCUUGUAAAGAUAAAAAUGAAUGCAAUUACAGAAAUGGCGGCUGUGCACAAAUUUGCGUCAAUAUGAUUGGCAACUUUGAAUGUCAAUGUGAAAAGGGAUAUUCUUUACAGGGUGAUAACUAUUCAUGCACCGAUAUUAAUGAAUGCGAUCUGAGCAAUGGAAACUGUGAACAGAUUUGCGCAAACAACCAAGGAUCCUUUUCGUGUGCUUGUAAAGAUGGGUUCGUAUUAGAUGAGAAAGGUUUUGUGUGUGACGAUAUCAUAGAAUGCGACAUUGACAACGGCGGAUGUCAGCAAUUAUGUCAUAAUCUUGAGGGAUCCUUUGCAUGCGGUUGUACAAACGGAUAUGUUUUAAAAGAAAAUGAUUUGACAUGUAAAAAUGUGUCUGGAAGAUCGCAAUCGUCAUCUUUACGGGUGAAAAUUGGUAAAAGCGUGGUUAAGGAUCUGAAGGACCCAGCAACAUACAACUAUGUACGAGAGCAUCUCGGAACAUCGCUCACGAAAUAUUUUGAGGAUUAUGCAACACUUAAAGUUUCUAUUGCUGUACAACAAAUACUCACAAUAGAAGAACCUUUGGAAGAAGAUACUAUAAUUGUUGGUUUUACAGUCAUUUAUGAUAAAGAAACCAGCCUCGUGGAUAGAGAAAAUAUAUUGCAAGGCAUUUUAAAGUUUAAUAAAUCAAAACUAUUGCUGUAUGAUGGAACCUCUAUUCCAGCAGUUCUAGUAAAUGAAGCCCCUGUUAUAUCACCAACAUAUAUGGUUGUGACACUGUCGGAGAAUACUUCUGUUGGCGCUGUACUUGGCGUUUUCACAGUACGAGAUAAUGAUGGCGAUAUACGAGGAGAUAUUCACGUGUACAGCCAGGAUAAACCGGAAGAGAUAAGCCUAGGGCAAAUUACUGACAGAAAUGUCCAAAUUGUUCUAGCAGGCAGUGUUGAUGUGGACAAAUAUCAGAGAAGAGCUGAAGCAAAGCUUGGACCAGUGGUAAAUUUUACAGUUGUGGUCAAGGACAAACCAGGAUCAAAAGCCAUAGCUAAUGUGACUUUGACUAUUAACGAUAUAAACGACAAUGCUCCUGUCUGUAGCCCAGGAAAACUCACUGUCAAAAUGCCAAGAGAUGAGACUAUCGGCACUAGCAUAUACAAUCUAAAUACGAUCUGCAGUGACAACGAUUAUUACUAUAAUCGUAUCGAUUUUUUUCAUCGCAGACGACACAUGCAAAGCUUUUUCAAUCAAUUCAUCGGGAUCAUUUUUUCUGAAGUCUGCAAUUUUAGAAGAAUAUCCGUCCUGUUUGGUCACUAUUAAAGUAACAGAUCAGGAUAACAAUAAAUUUCAUACAAAACUUAUCGUUUUGGUUAAAUUUAAAGAGUGUCCAGCUGAUUUAGAUUACCGAAAUAAAGAAUGGAAAAGAGGAAGCCCAGGAAAAUAUACAUUUUCUACAUGUCCGGACGGGUACAAAGG